AUGUCCCGCUCCAGCGAAGGCUACCUCUGGACCCCCAAACAAGCCACCACAGGCCUACCCACCGACGCCAUCCACCCCAGCACCCCCACCCUCCUCACCCACUACGACGUGAUCGUAAUCGGGGCCGGGUUCGCGGGGCUGAUUGCAGCCCGCGACCUAAGCAAGAAGCACCAUCUUUCCGUCCUGCUCCUGGAAGCACGGGACCGCAUCGGCGGCCGAACAUGGACAGCCAAGGUGCUGGGCGAAGAGAUCGAAAUGGGCGGGACCUGGGUCCACUGGAACCAGCCGCAUCUGUAUGCCGAGCUGCAUCGGUACGGGUUGCACCGGAACCUGAAGACAUCUGCGGGGGCGUUCGCGCCUGUUAAUCAGUGGUUCAAGUCGUCGUCCAGCAGUGGCAUUGUGGAAAAGGUGUCUGUUGAGGAGUAUCAAGCUACGCUUGAGCGGGUUGCGGGGAGAUUCUUCGCCAUUGAUGGGCUGGAUAGUCGUGCGUUGAUGCCGUAUCCGCAUGAUUCGCUGAGAGAGCCGGCACGGUGGAAGAGGUAUGAUUAUCUUAGUGUGGGGGAGCGGUUGGAAAUGUCGGAUUUGGAUGGGUUGUCGGUGUGGGAGAAGGAGUUGUUUGCGUCGAAUGUUAGUACCUUUGGGAGUGCGCCGGUGAAGGAUAUUGGGUUUGUGGAGGCGUUGCGGUGGUUCGCGCUGGGAGGGCAUACAAUGGCUGGGGUGUUUGAGUUGGCGGGGGUGUAUAAGUUGGGGAGUGGGGGGAUGACGGCUUUUGCGAGGGCGGUUUUGGGGGAGUUUACUGGCCAUGUUUGCUUUGGAGCGGUUGUUGAGAGGAUUAAUCAUGGUCGUGAGAAGGUGGAGGUUGUUAUGAAGGAUGGGAGGGUUGGGGCUGGGGCGGUGGUGUCGACGAUUCCGCUGAAUUGCCUCACUGAUAUUCAGUUCAACCCCCCACUAUCCCCCCUCAGACAAGCCGCUAUCGCAAAGGGCCAUAUCAACAAAGGCGCAAAGAUCCACUUUAAGCUUCGCGAAACCCUACCGGGCUGGUUUUUCACUGCGCAUGAUGGCAGUGACUCGAACUUUGUCUUUGCGUUCUCAGACCACAAUGGAACCCGACCAACAGGUCCGUCCGGCACCUGGUGUAUUGGGUUCGGAUACAAUGGUCAACUUACCGAUAAGCAGGAUAGUGAACAUAUCUUGCAGAGGUUCAAGCGUGAUGUUAACCCGGAUGUUACUGUUGAUGCCUAUGCUACCCAUGACUGGAUGAAUGACCCGUAUGCGAAAGGGGCUUGGGCGUGCUGGGGACCAAACACUGCGUCGGAGUACUUGGAGGAGCUUCAGAAGCCGCAUGGACGGGUUGUGUUUGCGAGCGCGGAUUGGGCGGAUGGGUGGAGGGGGUUUGUGGACGGUGCGAUUGAGAGGGGACAGGCUGCUGUGGGGGACGUUUUGAGGGUGUUGGAGGGGAGGGAGGGGAGGGCUAGGUUUCAUCAGGUAUCUACAUCUUCAACACAGGCUACAAAUGCAACAUCAGUGCUCUCUCUAAUCACCUAA
This is a messenger RNA of Aspergillus piperis CBS 112811, 1545 nucleotides long. RefSeq names its product flavin monoamine oxidase family protein. Bases 1 to 1545 code for a protein of 514 amino acids. The transcript is spliced from 4 exons. Gene Ontology annotation, molecular function: oxidoreductase activity. NCBI's taxonomy places the organism in Eukaryota, Fungi, Ascomycota, Eurotiomycetes, Eurotiales, Aspergillaceae. The record is from RefSeq and is a predicted model, not a curated record.